Molecule: messenger RNA, 1140 nt
Organism: Brachypodium distachyon (stiff brome)
Lineage: Eukaryota; Viridiplantae; Streptophyta; Magnoliopsida; Poales; Poaceae
Product: ORM1-like protein 2
Exons: 4
Coding region: 317-862 (181 amino acids)
Biological process (GO): ceramide metabolic process; negative regulation of ceramide biosynthetic process; intracellular sphingolipid homeostasis
Cellular component (GO): endoplasmic reticulum membrane
Source: RefSeq, a predicted model, not a curated record
CCCGGUGCCCGGCUCCUCUGUCCUCUGUCGUCUUCCGGGCGCCCUCUCGGCUCUCGCUCUCGCCCAACGCCCCAACCCCCAUCUUCCUUUCUUUCCCUGACGUCGUUAAUUUUUCGCCCCCAUCUUUGAACGAUCAUUCGGUCCCCGUCCCCUUCCCGGCUUUCCCUCGGUUCCUCCUCCCACCCAUCCUGCCGCUCCUAGAAAGCCUGUCCCGCCGCGGCAGCCACAGCACGCGGGACAUACACGCGGCGCUGCUUCCCUGUUCCCCCCUCCCUGGCGGACGGAGGGGAAGGGCCCUAGAGGCGGAGGAGGCUCCAUGGCGAAGCUGUACGUGCAGGCGGUGCCGCCGGCGGAUCUGAACAAGAAUACCGAGUGGUUCAUGUACCCUGGCGUCUGGACGACCUACAUACUCAUCCUCUUCUUCUCCUGGCUCCUCGUCCUCUCCGUAUUCGGUUGCACCGCAGGCAUGGCAUGGACCGUCGUCAACCUCUUCCACUUCGCGGUAACUACGCUGUGGAUGAUCACAUACCACUUUUUCCAUUGGAAGAAGGGAACACCUUUUGCUGAUGACCAGGGAGUGUACAAUACAUUGACUUGGUGGGAGCAAAUGGAUAGUGGUCAACAGCUUACUCGUAACAGGAAGUUUCUCGCUGUGGUUCCUGUAGUCCUGCAAGCACACCUGGUUCACAUCACAUACAAUGUGAAUACUGAAUACAGAUCUAGAUAUUUGAUUGCGUUGCACACCACAGACUACCAACAUCCUAUGCUCUCCCUCAAUACUCUAGCAGUGACCGUGCUUGUGGUUGCCAAGCUACCAAACAUGCAUAAGGUCCGGAUUUUUGGAAUAAACGGCGGGAUUUAGGCAGUCAUUCUUUUGCAGACAACUACCUCUGCCCUUUCCAGAAUGGCCUGAUGUUUUUCAACCUGUGCUACUUAAAUGGGCUUAAAAGUCAUUAGCAGAUGGGUUGUAGUAAUUGUAUAGAGAUGCUCAAAGUCUGGAAAUGAUGCUGCUCUACAUCUGAUGUACACGAAUUCUGUAGACUCUUACUGCUGCUAUAUGCUUUGAUGCAAGCAUCUGUCAGUUGCUGCAUGUACAGCGGUUUCCUUGACAUCUAUAAUUCAUGGCAGGAAUCUCAGUGA